Molecule: messenger RNA, 3321 nt
Organism: Nerophis lumbriciformis (worm pipefish)
Lineage: Eukaryota; Metazoa; Chordata; Actinopteri; Syngnathiformes; Syngnathidae
Gene: nmbb
Product: neuromedin Bb
Biological process (GO): positive regulation of hormone secretion; neuropeptide signaling pathway
Cellular component (GO): neuron projection
Molecular function (GO): neuromedin B receptor binding; neuropeptide hormone activity
Source: RefSeq, a predicted model, not a curated record
AAAUCAUUGUAUUCUGUUUAUAUUUACAUAUAACACAAUUUCCCAACUCAUGUGGAAACGGGUUUGUAUUUGCAUAGUAUGUAUAUAUUAUUAAUGUUGUAAAUACAAAUCGUUAUAUAUCUAGAAAGGGUGGUCCUAAAGAGGUAGUCAUUUUUCUCAGGUCUCAAGAAGGCAACAAAUACAAGAAUGUGUGUGUGCGGUGUGUGUGAUUGGCAAAGGUUAGGGAAAGAGCUAAGAACGCCAUUAAAGCAGAAAAACAUGCAGGUCUUAUCAGCAGUGUGCGACUUGGCGGCGCAAGUCGUGCCCUCCGAGGACAGUGGUGAUGAGGAGCAGCGUGUCGCAACGUGGCCAAAUGUCACACCUGGCAACAAACACUCAAGAGGGGCAGGUGGGAUAUUAACGUGGUAAACGUUAGUGGGUGGGUUUUAGUGGCACUUUCUAUGGUUUAUUAUUGGCUGGUAGCCGUUCCUAAUAUUUUGUCCCUGGCAUUGUGUACGUCACUGCACACGACAACCACCACUAGUCAAUGUAUUGUUGUAUUCAUACUUCUCUGACGGCGUUUCUGCAUGGUCGCCACAGUCACUGAAAAGAAUCAAAUAAAUCAAAUCGGGAAAAAAAAAUAAAUCAUGGAGACAGUUUUCUUUGUUUUUGUCAAGCUGCGCAGCUUGACAAAUACUGCACGCCUUUGUCCCCUUUGGAACAAUUCAAAAAAUCACUAUUAACAUAGAAAAAGUUAGCUUAACAUUUUCUUUAUUUUUGACAAGCUGCUACUGUACGCCUUUGUCAACAUAGACAUUUAAAAAAAAAAAAAAAUUACUUAGAAAAUUAACACAUUUUCUUUGUUUUUGUCAAGCUGCUGGGUGCGUAUCUUGGAAACUGCUUCAUGAAGUGUAAAUACUGUACACCUUUGUCACCAUACAAAUAAUGUUAAAAAACUAUUAGCUUUUAUUUUUGCCAAGCUGCUACAAUACUGUACGCCUUUGUCACCAAAUAAAUAAAUUAAACCAUUUUUAACGUGGAAAAAGUUAGCUUAAUUGGUUGAGUUCAAACCCCGGCCGAGUCAUACCAAAGACUAUUAAAAUGGGACCCAUUACCUCCCUGCUUGGAACUCAGCAUCAAGGGUUGGAAUUGGGGGUUAAAUCACCAAAAAUGAUUCCCGAGCGCGGCCACCGCUGCUGCUCACUGCUCCCCUCACCUCCCAGGGGGUGAACAAGGGGAUGGGUCAAAUGCAGAGGAUAAUCUCACCACACCUAGUGUGUGUGUGACCAUCAUUGGUACUUCAACUUCAACUUUUCUUCGGCUUAACAAAUGUUCUGUAUUUUCAUCAAGCUGCUACUGUACUGUCCGCCUUUGUCACCGGGGAAAUAAUGUAACAAACGCUUUUAACAUGCUGCAUAAAAAGUUAGCUUUUACAUAUUUUCUUUAUUUUCGUCAAGCUGCUUCGGUGUGCAGCUUGAAAACUGUUUUAUAAAGUGUAUAUACUGUACAUCUUUGUAGAAAUGGCUUCUGAGGUAUCCAGCAACUGUAUGCCAUUGCCUUUGUCAUAGCAGAAACAAAAAACUGAAUAUUAUGUUCUACAUAUGGUGAAUGUUUUUAUUCAACUUGGAGAAAGCAAACCACCAGGUUUAAGGAAAUAAUGGUUGAGCCAUUAAUAAAGUAAGGAGCCUCAGUUGGACAUUCGUAUGUGGACUGGAUUAGAGGCAAUAAAUUCAGACUUCGGAAUGCAAAAGUGAUAGCUCUAUCCUGGAGGAGAGACUCCGUGUCUAUCUUCACGCCAACAUUUAAGGUACAACCUACAUAGGUUGUUUCCCGGUCACUUACACAUGAACAUCCCCUUACCUACUCAGCGGCCUAGUGGUUAGAGUGUCCGCCCUGAGAUCGGUAGGUUGUGAGUUCAAACCCCGGCCGAGUCAUACCAAAGACUAUAAAAAUGGGACCCAUUACCUCCCUGCUUGGCACUCAGCAUCAAGGAUUGGAAUUGGGGGUUAAAUCACCAAAAAUGAUUCCCGGGCGCGGCCAUCGCCGCUGCCCACUGCUCCUCUCACCUCCCAGGGGGUGAUCAAGGGUGAUGGGUCAAAUGCAGAGAAUAAUUUCGCCACACCUAGUCCAAUACCAAUCAUUGGUAUUUUAACUUUUGACUUUUUAACUUUAACAUGGUCAGGUUGUGCUGUCCUGACUCCGCACACACGCAGAGACAGAAAGGAGGAAUAUAAAAACUGAUGGUUUGGCUUCUCCAGGUUAGGAGUGCCUCAUUUUUUUUUUUACUUGGCCUCCUCCAGGGACUGCAGUCCUGUAUAAUGAUGCUCGCUUGUAAUAAAGCAACUUUUUGUUCUACGACGUCUCUCUUGAUCCAGCCGCGAUGCCGCGUUGCCCGGGAAGGGGGUUACAAAACCAGAAAUACACAUCCAAUCCAAAACAAUGUAUGUUUCCUUUGACUUAACAAAAGAGCUCCACAGGUUUUCUUUAUUUUCAUCAAGCUGCUGCGCUUUCACGGCUUUAAAACUGCCGGAUGAAGUGUCCAGUAAGAGUAUAGAAGACCGUAAGCCUUCCCAACGUGUGUUAAUGCUUGAAUGCAAUUUCAAAAUGAUAAUGUCAUGCAUGGUGAGUAACACGCAUCAUAAGUUAAGAGGGCGAAAGGAGGCGGAUCUAGGCCAGGAGCGCCUAUAAAAGUGGGAAGGAUGCUCCACACUUGCAGGACACACACACACACACACACACAUACACACACAUUGUGCUUCAUAGCCCAACAUGAAGGGUCUCACAGCGACCAACGUGUGCCAGUGUGCCUUAUUGACUUACUUUCUUUUCUUCUCCCUCACUUCUUUCACCACAGCAGUCAGCUUUGACCUCAGCGAGCUUCGGAAUAAAGUGGCCAAAAUCAAAGUCAGCCCCAGAGGGAACCUGUGGGCUACAGGACAUUUCAUGGGCAAGAAGAGUGUGAUGGACACUCCUCUGCUCUCCUCUGCUGAGGACCAAGGUGAGGGUGCAGUGGAGGUCUCCCUGCCAGGGGCCCACAGCUCCCUCGGUAAACUUUUCCAGGACUUCCUGCGGGUGGCGAUGCAAACACAGCUGGACUUGCAAGAUAGCCGUUUAAAAACUCAGGAAGCGAACAUGCUGAUGAGGAUUUUGGAGAGCAACAUGCGGAGAAAGUGAUGCAGAGGAUGGAUCAAAGUGUACAGUCUACAGUUUAUGAUGAUUGUAAUCCACGGCCCUCAUUUUCAAGACAUUUUGUGCCAUUUGCAAUAACCCCUGCCCCCAAAAUGUUCUGAUAUAUUCUCUUCUUUGCUUAUUUAUAGUCAAUAAAAUGAUGAUUUCCACUGC